Messenger RNA from Dioscorea cayenensis subsp. rotundata (Guinea yam), 1168 nucleotides. RefSeq lists its product as uncharacterized. Lineage: Eukaryota; Viridiplantae; Streptophyta; Magnoliopsida; Dioscoreales; Dioscoreaceae. The transcript has 7 exons. The coding region runs from base 30 to 1001 and encodes 323 amino acids. The record is from RefSeq and is a predicted model, not a curated record.
GUAAAGAGAAAUCGGAUCCGAGAAGCUUCAUGAACCAAAUGGCCUCCGUCUCCGGCUCUCCGUCCCUCGUCUCCCGCCAUUCCCAACUGAAAUUAGGGUUAGGGUUAGGGUUUCGAGAAAUUCCUAAAUUCGCAGGAUUUGUGCAAAAUCGUGAGCUCCGGCGAUGCUCGUUGGUCUAUCGGUACAGUGGGAUGGGAGUCGAGGCUUUGGCGACUGGGAGUGGUGGAGUGAACUCUUCUCCUUGGGAUGAGAAGCCCUACGAGUUGCUUCCUAGUGGGAAGAGAGCUUAUUUUGACGAGCUGGAUGUCGUGACCUUCCUUGACCCUCCAAAGGAGCUCAUCCCAAUUGAUCCUGCUUCUUAUAACCCCGCCUCCUAUCUCUGGAAGAAAAUUGGAGAUAUUCCAGAAGAAAGGCGGUGUAGAUUGCUCUCCAUUGUGAAACCAAGUCUUAUACCUAGAAUUUGGGAAGUAGUUGGAACUCGUUAUCAAGAUGCCAAAUUAGCUAAACGAAGUGCAUCGGCGCUGUUGUCUCUGGAUGAUGAUCCAGUAGUAAUGCAGGAGUCUUGGAGCUGUCGAACUAGCAAAGGUCCCUUGCCACUUUCUUGGCUAAAUGACUUCAAGAAGGCUUUGUUUCGUGGCAAGGAUGGAGGAACGUAUGGACGGGUACUCCUUGGUGGACCCAUUGGUGCCGGUCUAGCAAAAUUUUAUGGUCCAUUAUACUUCACAGUGAGACAAGCUGUGGAGGUGAUGUCCACUGAACAGCCUUGUGAUAUCACAUUUAACUUUGGAGAUGGCCUUUUAAAUCUCAACGAUUUCCCUGAUGGCUUCCCGCAACCAGCAAAGCAUCGGUCGCCAUUUAAUGAUCAUUUGGUGAUUUACAUUCGCCAUGUUGGACCUGGAGUGUUGGUAGGGCAAGCAUGGCAAGAAGGGAAAGAACUCGAUCAGGUGCCCAAAAAGUUUUGCGGCGACAUUUUGAUGGUGAAAGACUAUGUUGCUUUUUAACUUAUGAAAAUUUUUUUGAAGUAACACGACAAUGUUCGUCAUAUAAGAAUUCAAUUCAUGUAAUCAAAUUUCUCAAGUAUUUUUCAGUAAAACAAGCAGAAAAUUACACUAUUUCUGUUUGGUUUACUUGGACAAUAACGUCCUUGAGUUCUUGAUCUACAUUCUUG